CCACUACUUCCCCACUCAAAUACAGUUUCUGGCGCUUUCCAUUUCCUCAGUUUUUUAGGGUUUCAAUUUUCCCUCCCAAUUACACUCUCUCUCUCUCUCUCUCUCUCUCUCUCUCUCUCUUCAUUUUCCCAAAUCAAUCAACUUUCUCUCUCUUUCUCGGCAACCAAACAGCCGCAUACCCUGUUUCGACAAUGGCUGUGAAGCUAACAGAGGGGGCGAUAAUGAAGAUUUGCACAGGGGAGUACCAUGACGAGACCUGGAAGCCCAUCUUGCAAGUGCUCGACGUGAGGAUGGUCAAUACAGCUCGCAGUGGGGCCCAGCCGGGCCCCGAUAACGAGAGGUACAGGGUUUUGAUCUCGGAUGGUUCCCACCACCAGCAGGGGAUGCUGGGCACCCAGAAGAACACACUGGUUCAGCAAGGCCUGCUUCAGAAGGGCUCCAUCGUUUGCUUGAAGCAAUUCACUUGUACCCAAGUCCAAAACCGCCUGAUCAUCAUUAUAAUUGAAUUGGAUUUGGUGCUUGAUAAAUGUGAUCUCAUUGGAGAGCCUGUAGCAGGACCUAAAUAUCUGAAUGCACAGUCCUCAGGGGCAUUACCAGGAAAUGCCCAAUCUAUUGGUGGCAGUGCACAUUCUGGUGGCGCAGUUCAUCAAACUGUGACUAAAGCUACUCCGGAACAACCUAGAGUAAAUCAAUCAUAUGGUAGUACUUAUUCUGGUGGUUCUGACCCAGGAAGACAUGCGACAAUGAGUACUACUCCCAAUCACCCUAAACCAGAGACUGGUUUUGGUUUUCCUGGAUCAGCACCAUUAAGUGGGUCAUAUAGCAAUCAGAACACAGGUUUUCGCAGCCCUAGACCUGAGGUUCCACAGCCAACUCUAAAUGCUUAUGCUCGGCCGCCUCAGCCAACUUAUCAACAGCCAUCUCCAACAUAUCCUAAUAGAGGACCAGUUGCCAAAAAUGAAGCCCCUCCUAGAAUAAUGCCAAUUGCUGCUCUGAAUCCAUACCAAGGGCGGUGGACAAUCAAGGCUAGAGUGACAGCUAAAGGAGAACUUAGGCACUACAGCAAUCCUCGUGGUGAUGGGAAAGUUUUUUCUUUUGAUGUUCUUGAUUCUCAUGGUGGAGAAAUUCGAGCAACCUGUUUUAACGCUGUGGCUGAUCAAUUCUACAACCAGAUUGAAGUUGGCAAGAUUUAUUUGAUCUCCAAGGGUAGUUUAAAAGCAGCCCAAAAGGCUUUCAACAACCUUAACAAUGAUCAUGAAAUUACUUUGGAUCACACAUCGAUAAUACAGCCAUGUUUUGAGGAUGACGACUCAAUUCCAAAGCAGAAUUUCCGUUUCUGUCGUAUAAGUGAUGUUGAAGGCUUGAACAACAACUCUAUUGUCGAUGUAAUAGGUGUGGUAUCCUCCAUCAAUCCCCCUGCUUCUAUAAUGAGGAAAAAUGGUGUUGAGACUCAGAAGAGAUCCCUCCAGUUGAAGGAUAUGUCUGGUCGUAGUAUUGAGGUAACUCUAUGGGGAAAUUUGUGCAAUGCAGAGGGACAAAGACUGCAAAGUAUGUGUGAUUCUGGUGCAUUCCCAGUGCUGGCUGUAAAAGGUGCUAAAGUUAAUGAUUUCAAUGGGAAGGCGGUAGGGACCAUUCCUAGUAGUCAGCUUUUUAUAGAGCCGAAUAUCGAACAGGCUCGCGAGAUGAGGAGUUGGUUUGACAGGGAAGGAAGAAAUACCCCAUGUAUCCCUAUUUCCAGGGAAACAGCAGGUGUGGGUAGAACAGAUAUCCGAAAGACUAUAUCUCAAAUUAAAGAUGAGCGGCUGGGGAUUUCCGAGAAGCCAGACUGGAUCACAGUUGGUGGAACUGUUUCAUUUAUAAAGGUUGAUAGUUUCUGCUAUUCGGCAUGCCCACUCAUGAAUGGUGAUCGACAAUGCAGCAAAAAAGUUACAAAUAAUGGAGAUGGCAAAUGGAGGUGCGAUAGAUGUGAUCAGUCCAUGGAAGAAUGUGACUACAGAUAUUUACUCCAGUUACAGAUACAGGAUCAUACUGGCACAACAUGGGUAACGGCAUUUCAGGAGGGUGGUGAAGAAAUCAUGGGUAUACCUGCAAAAGAUUUGUAUUUUUUGAAAUAUGAAGAGCAAGAUGAUGAGAAGUUUGUAGAAAUCACUCGGAAGGUUCUCUUUACUAAAUUCAAUUUCAAGUUGAAAAUAAAGGAGGAGAUUUAUGGUGAUGAACAACGUGUAAAAUCAACAGUUUUGAAAGCAGAGAAGGUAAACUUUUCAUCGGAGGCUAGAUUUCAUUUGGAAUUGAUGAAUAAACUUAAGAUGGAGACUAUUAGUUCUUCUGCCUCCGAGGGGGAUAAUGUAAUGCCCAGCGCUGGGAUGAAUGCUACUGGAGUUGGGAACACUGUAAGUAGACAACCUACACUAGAUGUGAAUGUUGGUUACAACAACAAUGCUGGUAGAGAAUUUGGAGGACCAGAAAGUCAAGGGGGUACCUAUCGAAACCAGUUUAGUAGUGCUAGGUUUCCUUCAACUGGCUCUGUUGGUUCAUAUCUGAGCUGUAACAGUUGUGGGGAUGCUGGCCAUAGCUCAGUGAACUGCCCAAGUGUAAUGAAUGGCCCAGGGCAGUCAUCAGGAGCGGGCUAUAACAACAGAGUAUCUUCUAGGCCAGGUGUUGGCAAUACUUCUGGUGACUGCUACAAAUGCCACCAACCUGGACACUGGGCAAGAGACUGUCCUGGCUUGAACACCACUCCAGCUUAUGGAGGCAGCGGAGGCAACCCUGUGAGAUACGGAGGUGUUGCAAACCAGAGGGUCGGUGGCUUUUGAGGUUGCUGGGACAAAACCUUGUACAAUAUGAUGAAAAUGUUUGGUCAGCAUCAUUUCCUGGGUGUUGGAUCUAGUUUUGGGGUUUGAGUUAGUGAACUUUCCUCAUGUAGCAGAAGGUUCCUGUAAUAUGUUUUCUUUGUGAUUUCAAGGAUUUUGGAUUUUAGUUUAGUUUCUUCAAAGUAUCGUUUGUACUGAUUGGAGAAGCUUAACGAAAUCCUAUGCUAUAUACCGUCAAAGAAUAUGUACCCAUUUCAAUAAUUUUGGUCAUGGGUCUGAACCGGUAUGUUUCUCUGUAUGGUACUGUAAGUUCCUUAUCUUACUGCAGCUGCUUCAGAGCAACUUGUUUCCUGUCUACAAAUGUUUAUGUAGAAUCAUAUCAGUCGAGACCGAAGUAGCAAAUUCAAUUUUUUUUUUUUAUAUUUUCCUUCAAA
Molecule: messenger RNA, 3244 nt
Organism: Prunus avium (sweet cherry)
Lineage: Eukaryota; Viridiplantae; Streptophyta; Magnoliopsida; Rosales; Rosaceae
Product: replication protein A 70 kDa DNA-binding subunit A
Biological process (GO): meiotic cell cycle; nucleotide-excision repair; telomere maintenance via telomerase
Cellular component (GO): DNA replication factor A complex; nucleus
Molecular function (GO): damaged DNA binding; single-stranded telomeric DNA binding; zinc ion binding
Source: RefSeq, a predicted model, not a curated record